UGAAGCUAUAACAAAAGCCAUGAAUCUAUACGAGAGGGUAUUUAACGACAUUGAUAAAAACGGAGAUGGGAAGAUAUCGGCGGCGGAGCUUCAUCAGUGCGUGAAGGCAAUAGGGUGGGAAGUGCCGCUUGUGGAGGUGGAGAUGGCGGUGGUGGAGGGUUUGGAUAGAGAUGGAGAUGGAGUGUUAGGGUUGGAAGAUUUGAUUAGUUUAGUGGAAGAUGUUGAAGACGAUGAUAAAAUGAAUGAUUUGAAAGAGGCUUUCAAGAUGUAUGAGAUGGAAGGGUGUGGGAUUAUUACACCACUGAGUUUGAAGAAGAUGCUUGCUAGAUUAGGUGAAUCCUCUUGGAGUUUACAAGAUUGUAAAUUGAUGAUUGCUCAUUUUGAUCUUAAUGGUGAUGGCGUUCUUGAUUUUGAUGAAUUUAGACUCAUGAUGUUGUGA
Gossypium raimondii (Peruvian cotton) is the source of this 439-nucleotide messenger RNA. Its product is annotated as putative calcium-binding protein CML23. Gene Ontology annotation, molecular function: calcium ion binding. The transcript has a single exon. NCBI's taxonomy places the organism in Eukaryota, Viridiplantae, Streptophyta, Magnoliopsida, Malvales, Malvaceae. Bases 20 to 439 code for a protein of 139 amino acids. The record is from RefSeq and is a predicted model, not a curated record.